CCAGUCUGUUCGAACGUGACGAACAUGGCAGACCCUUUGUCGCUUCUUCGACAGUAUAACAUAAACAAGAAAGAGAUCAUAGAAAGGUCGGGUGAGAUCAUAUUUGACGAAUUCUCAUUUCCAAGGACGGCAAAGACGAACUAUGUUAUUUUCAAGUAAGUAAUUCAGUGCCUGUCAAUUGUAGAAGCUCUCGUGUGUUCCGUGAACUUUCUUUUUCUUAAAUUUGUUAAUUUGGCACUUGUUGUUGCAUGUAUUUAAGAUUUUUUUGACUUUCUUAUUUAGAUCCCAGCCGAAGGAAUACUACACUUUGGAGUCGCUAUUGUUUCUGUUGAAGAAUGUGCAUUUAUCUCAUCCAAUUUACGUCCAGCGUGCAGCGGUAAGCAACGAACAGCUUGCUUAUUUAGAAAUUUGCUCAUGAAACUUCUGUUCGACAGUUGAAUCUGGGUGGUUGGAUCGGUGCCAGUUGCUUCUAUUUGAUGAUAGUAGAUGAUAAAUAUGUUUUAGUUUAACUUAAUGAAGCAACUCAUCUAAAUUCGUUGUCUUUAUUUAAUUUGUGUCAUCUUUGCUCUCAAUGCAAAUGUUUAGUGUUAGAAAUGAAUCACUGAUUCAUCCUGCCAUGGGAUUGUUUCCCUACCAGCUACUUCCACUGAUACUUUUUUAUUUUCCUAUAAUUUCUUUUUUCCUUCCAUAUUGGUAGGGUACAAAGAUACCAGUGGUGAGAUUGCCUGACAGAAAGGUUUGUUUAUUUUCUCAUUUCUUUUUAGUUGUAUAGUAAUUUUCCAAUUUAAAAGGAAAGGAAUGAUGCAUCAUAAUGUGAUUUGCAGAAGCUGCAAAUUUUGAUAUGCACCUGCCUCAUACAUUAAUUGUAACUCAGCCACCUAGUCUUCUUUCUCACAGCCAUACAGCUGAUUGUGAUUGUGCCUAGCUCUACAAUGCACAUCUCCACAUGCUAGGUUCCAUUAUCCUCCUUCGUCAUGUGGCUCUUUCAAACAUACAAUAGUUAACUUUACAAGGCAGUAUUGAUGGAAUGUAGCAAAAGUGUUUGACUGCUUUUCAAGUUGGAUGCAGACCAAAGCAUCUAUUUGAAAAACUGCUAUAACAAGUGCUGGAGCUUAACAAAGACUAUGGAGAAGCACAUUUUCAUGCUGAAACACAUCUUUUGAGUAAACAUUAUCAUGUUUCCACUUUCAUGUUUUUUUCUCUAAAGCAUUAACAUAUAUUUUAUGCAUGUGGUAAUUGUGAGAAUGCAGAGAAAAGUUGAACAGCCUUUAACCUUUAUGAAUGGUCCUUCAUUUUUUGUGCAUUAGAACUAAACAUGUGGUAUUGAUUUUUAUGCAGCAGGGGAAACUGCUUAGAAACGUUCUAUUUACUCACAUCUUCUUACAAAAAGACUUACACAACUUCACAAACUAACCAAAUAUGCCAGUUAAAUUAUAAGGAUCACCAUUGAUUCCAAAGUGGCUGUGUUAAGUCAACUAAUAUGUAUAUAAAGCUGUAGCUUGUGUUUGUUGUAAGUGAUCUAAUGUACAGACAACUCAUCUUUGAAUUUCAGGGAUUACUCAGCUAUCUCAAUGGAGAGACAGGUUGGUGUGCAUAACUACUGUAUAGGAAUCACGUGCAUGUAAUAUAUCAGAUUUGAGUGUUAGUCCUCAAUCACCCACUGUGAACUUAUUUCCAAUAGAAAGUGACUUGGUUUUACCUAGGGAAGGAAGUUGUUAUUUUUGUAAUUGUACUAAUUCGUGGUUGUUGUUUUUCUCAAUCUUCAUUAGAUACUGCAAGCAGCAUUGACAAGAGUGUCCCUUUGGAAAUGCCUAACCAGCGCUCUGCCAUUGCUCAGGCACAAGGUUUUUAUUGUAUUCUUUAUUCCCAUUUCACUUUUCUUUCACUCAUAAGAUCAAAACAUGAAUUCUCUGCACUGUUUGCUAUACAUUUCACAUAAUUUAGAUUUGAGAAUUUGAAGUUAAAUCAAUCCAUAUUCCCUUGUUAAUAGAUUUUUCUUCCCUUUCAUCUCUUUUCUGCUUCAUAAUGCAUUCAUAAUGUAGGAAGGAAUUUUUUUGGUUUCUCCUAGGAAUAAAUUUGUUAAAUCUUUAAUCCUUAAGUGCGACUUGCAUUUAGUCUUGCUUUGAGUAAUCACUUUUGAAUUAAAAGUACGGUCAUGAUGGUAAAGGAAAUGAUCUCCAACUGAAAAAGCUGGUGAUUUUUCAGCAAAUUCUCAUUGUCAGUACCAUUGGAAAUGUGUAAAGGAGUAAGAGAACAAAUUGAAUUCAGUCUUUGGAAAGUUACAAUUUUUUUUUUCAUCAUUGCUUUUCAAAAUGUGUUUUUAAUUAUUAGCAAAAAGGCCAGGAGAUGACUCUGUAGGGGGAGAGAUCAAGAAACCUCGGGUUGAGGUUUGUAUAAAUUAACAUGAAAAAUGUGGUUUAUAUUUUGUAAGUUAUGCCUUGUAAAAAAAACACAAACAAUGUAGAAAUAUGUUAAUCCUCCUUUAAAGUAGUAUUUGUGAGUUACUUAGAAAAUAUAAUGGAGAACUUUUAAAUGUGGCACAAUUUACUUGUAUGUAACCAUGCAAGUUGCAUGUUUUGUCUUUGUGGUGUUGGCACUUUCUAUCAUUCUACAAACUUUCUGUUUAAUUGUGUAUUUUUUUCUUCCAGACAGAGCAGUUACGUCUGGAUAAGGUAUAUUAGCUUUAAAGUAUUCUGCCUUAUUUAAUAUUGCAUCUGUUUGCUGUUUCAUCAUCUAGUUGUACUGAGUUCUAUUUUUGAAUAAUGUUUUAGCUUUAAGCUGAAGAACAAUAAAAGAUACAGAAAAAGCAACAUUUAAAUAGUAAAACCAUGAUAAAAAGAACAAUAAUUAGUGCAGUAUCAAAAUAUAUUCACUGUUUAUAUUAUCUAUAUACUUUAUACCAAACAGCAGACCAACUGCUAGCAAGUAGAUCAGGUGUCUUUUCCUUGAAUUUUCAUUGUGCUUGUCUCUGGCAUGAAAAAUGCUGAGAAAUGGUGGCUGUUAUAAAGGCUUGUUAUUGUUAUUCUUCCAUGUCUCUGGAUCAACAAAAAGUCUGUGUUUAAAUCUUUUUUCACAGGGAAGAAACCUAAUAGCCAUGAAUAGCAUUCACUCUGAAGUGCAAUAGUGGAAUGUAAAUGUAAAUGAAAAUUUGUAGUAGCUUCUUCAGCUAUUUACAAUACCAUGAUUUUCCUUUUACCACAGAAAAGGUUGGAAGCUCGACUUGAAGGGCACAAGGAGGGAACUGUUACCACUGAACAAAUCAGGUAAAGUGUUGUGUUUAACUCACUUGUAGUUUGAGGAAUGUUCUACUGUCCGGGAGGAAAUAUGCACACUUCAAAGGUAUACUCUCUGAAAGCCAUUGCAGGGGUUGAUUUUCCUUUCAUCAACCUCAGGUUGGUACCAAGUAUCAUAAAUCAAUGAUUUCUUUAUUUGAUUCAGUUUUAUCCUCUUAUGUUUAUCUGAAGAUCUUUGAGUGAUGCUAUGUCAGUUGAGAAGAUUGCAGCCAUCAAGGCUAAGCGUUUGGCAAAGAAAAGGACUACCAUCAAAGUGGAUGAUGACUUGGAAUCUGGUGUUUUGGUAUGAAAAACUGAUAAAAUGUGUAUUUUUGUAGUGAUGGAGAGAUGCACAAUUGUUCAGCCUGAUUAUAUCAUUUUUGGAGCAAUCAUUACACUCUGAUUUGUGAAUUUCUUUAUUUUUGUAGGAACACAGGGUUUUUGUUGAUGCUGAAGUUGAUGUUACAAAAGACAUAGUCAGUCGUGAGCGACCUCUUCGCACCCGCACAUCUGUUCUGCAGAGUUCUGGCAAGGUAUGUAUGUGAUACAAGAAGAGUGUUAUGCUCUCUUUAAACAAUACUAGGAGUCCAUAGGUAAUAUCUACUUAGACUUUCUGAACAGUUGAGCCAUUUUGCCAAGCAAAGCUAUUGUUCAGUCGUACUGUAGUAAUUUAUCAUUUUAAUUGUAUGUAUAUGUUUUCAGCAAUUUCUGAAGAAUGUGUUGGCCAUACUCCAAUCUGUAAAAGCCCAAGAGGAAGGGAAAGUCAAACAGCUUCAGAAUCAAGAUCCCUUUACAAACACUGUAAGAUUUUAAUUCAGUUCUUGCUUAAAGUUGUGAUUUUUGCUUUUUGUACUAAUGAGCUGAAGUUAUUAUUAAUGUCUUGUGGGAUAUCCCUUAGUUCUAAACCCUUUAACUCCGAGAAGUGAUUAACAUGUAACUUCUCCUAGUAAUACCCAUACAUUAUCCAGCAAACAGGUAAUGAGAAAGCUCAAACUUAACAGGUAGGAGUUGUUAUCUUGAUUUAACACCAAAUUCUCAUAUUGAAUUCAUAAGGAAAUGUCAUGUAGUUAGGGAGGAGAAUUAACAAUCAGGUUGUGGGAGGUAAUGAGUUGCUUAAGAAAAAUGAUAAUUCAUUUGUUCUUGCAACAGGAAACAAGAAAGAAGCCUGUAACUCCAGUACCAUACAACAGAUAUGAUCAGGAACGAUUUAGGGGAAAAGAAGGUAUGAUGCAGAGCUUAGCAUUUACAGCAUACCAUUGAUUUAUGGUUGAAUUGAUGGAUAGUCAUUUUAGUUUUUAAAACUAACAAACUUGCUUCUUUAAUUUUUGAAUUAAAAUUUCUUUUGUACAUGUAGAUGUUGAAGAGCUUUGAUUUAUUAAUUCAACAGAAACUGAGGGCUUCAAAAUUGAUACAAUGGGAACAUAUCAUGGCCUUAGUUUAGAAUCUGUGAAGGUACAGUGUACUAGUUUGAAUCCUGGAGAGGCUGAAUGUGGAAUCCUUGACUUAUUACAUCUUCUGAAACAUGAAAUGAUUAGGAGCUAUUUGCUCUGACAAUGACACCUUUCAAACUCUGUACAGUGGCCAAGUUAUGUUAUCAACUCAGUUAAUAAUGCUAAAUUACCCUGCUUAAUUUGAUAGUUCACCUGUAGCCAUCCAUACUCCUGGGUGAAAGGAGUCGCUGUGUGAGUAGAGGCUCACCCAUGAACACAACUCUAUGACCAGGCCAGAUCUUACACAGAGCUCUUAAGCUGGUUCUGGUUGUUUGAGGGGUGUGUAAUGCUAUCCGCUGGGUAAAUCUCUUGGCCCUUUGGACAAUUGGACCCUGGAGUCCUGUGUGCUAACCAUUGGACCACAUCCAAAGUUAUGUUUUUAACCAUUUUUUUAUCACUUGCAGGAAGGAGUUCAGAAACCCAAGAAAGUCUUUCCCAGUCCCUCUCCUCAUACACAGCCCAGCAAGACCCCCAGGCCUAGUGAGUACUGGAAACCUUUGACUGUCCAUUACAGCUUUAGUGUAAAAUAGUAAGCACUCAGUUAGUGGAGUUUAGUUGAAAAACAAUUAGAAAGUCUGGAUUGAACUCAAACUUUUGCCCAACCAGCUGCUUAAUUUCCUCUUGUGCCAGAGCUUAAGGAUAGAUUUCUUCUUUACAAUAUCAAUACAAUAGCGAACAGAGAAGUUAUGAGAUUAAAGACAAUGUCAAUUAGAGGAUUAUUAGUUGAUCCAAAACCAAAUUCUCUGAACUAACAUCAUGAGAAUUGAGUGACAGACAGUAAUUAGGAGCAUUACUGUUGAGACCUUGAGAGUGAAAUGGUUAACCCUUUAACUCCCCAUGAGUGACCAAGAUAGAAUUUUUCCUUACAAUAUCAGUACAAUAUCAAGCAGACAAGUGAUGAGAAUUAAGUAAAAUAUUAGCAAGGGGAUCAUAAGUUGAUCCGAUACUAAAUUCUCCAACCUAGCAUCUCAAGAACUGUAUGUCAGACAGUAAGGAGAACUACUAAUGAGACCUUGGAAAGUAAAAUUGAAAGUGAAAUGGUUAAGCUUUUCUCCUCGCUGCAGACACUCAGACAAAGUUAGAAAUACAUUUGUAUCAAAAGCUUAGAAUGUCUUUAGUUUAUUGGAACAAAGGUAGUAAUAAUUUUCUUUUAGUCUUGAUCUUAGUGAUUGAAAAUUAUCAUGCAACAAUAUUAAACAACUAUUAAAUCUCAUGAUUCACAACAAUUUAUGACAAUUUGUAUUUUCAGUCCCUCAAAAGCCAAAUCAUCCUCCAAAACGAGGUAAGAGCUCUAAAAUGUAUAUAUUUUUUCAUUGUUUGUUUUUCCUUUGAGGGGAUUGUCAUGAUAACUAUUGAUGCAGCAUGAGAUGAAUUUGCAAGUAAGGCUUAAAACUUCAGGGUUCACAUGUUGUUGAUAGGGUUAGUAGGACAUUUCUAACUUGGGUAAUCCCCCCCUUCCCUUCCCCCACAAAAAAAAAAAAAAUUAGUCCAUUAGAUUAGACAGAUGAGAGAAAAAAACAGCUUCUAAACAGCUGGAUGCCUGUAUCUGCAGUAAUUUCAUUAUUAUACAUAUCGUAGCGAAUUCUCGGAUAUGUUAGAAUAAUCUCUAACUUGCCUCUCUUUCAUAUUCAGUCUUGUCGGACGGUUUGGUUUUCUUUGUCGUGUGAUGGGUUUAAUAUUUGACCUGCAUCUUUUUCAAUUCCAGAAUCACGCACGCCUAUCAUUAUUAUUCCUGCUGGUACUACGUCACUCAUUACACUCUACAAUGCUCAGGAUUUGCUGCAGGACUUCAAGUAAGAAUCCUUUAGUGCAAUGAUGCAAUUAUUUCGUUUUGCCAAACAUGGUUCCAAACCUAUCGAAGAGCUGUUCAUAACUGAUAAUUGGAAAACUAUUCCACAUGGGUCUUGAAGUAAUUUUCAAUUAAGUGUCAAAGGAAUCCGAAGUUGGAUUGGUUUUGCUUUACUUUGCUCUCUAAUUGGUCCAGAAAACUCGCGCCAAAACAAAAACCACGACUUAGUCGCCCGCAUCCUCCCGCUCUUUUGGUUGUUUCGUUGUUUUAACUUUUGAGGUUUCAUCGGCUCUUAAAAGGUAUUUUCCUUUCUGAUUAGUCUUUGUGAUAACUUUGGUUUCGGAUUUACAACACUCAGUCGAAAAGCGCUUCAUUUAGGAAGUAACACACACGAGGCAGCUUUUCGUGACGAUCUCUCACAGCGGAAUGUCGUUAGUGUGUCUUGGCCUUUAAACCAUUUUUUCUGUACCGUUUAAAGGUUCACCAGUUCUGAUGAGAAAAAAGCUCAGGGCGCAAGGCGUGAAAACGAAGUACUCAUUCAGCGAAGGAAAGACAUUCAGCAGGCCCAGGCUGGUACAGGAGGUGCAUCAACCACAGUGACUGUACCUUACAGAGUGAUAGACAACCCAGCUCGUCUUCAACCCAACGACUGGUGAGUCAACCCUCCCCCCUUCCCCCCACCCCCUCAAAAAAAUUUUCGAUGGAAUGUUAAGGGGAAGUUUAUUUUUCGGAUCGGCGAUUUCUUAUAUUUGAAAGUUACGACUUGUUUUUGUUUUGAGGUGAAAUAUCAGUAAGGUACUAAUUUUCACGAUAGGUUUACGCAGCAGAGCAUUAACGACGAAGGCAUUUUAUUACUCGUUCAGUAAUAGCAUACUCCACUAAUUAGAGACAUUUGACUGAAAUGUUUUCAGUAUCAGAAAAGCCUUAUUGCUCUACUGGACCACAAUUCAACGAAAUAACAAAAUCAAACAAAGAGCCUGCUCCUACCCACCUUGAGUUUUGUUGCUGGGCUGAUUAAAAAAAAAAUUUUCUGUUAUGUUUUUGUUUUUGUUUUUUUUCGAUGCAGGGACAAAUUGUAACUCGCAAAAUUUUCAUGCUGUACGGAAAUUUGGGACUGUAUUGAUUUUACUUGUCACGCCUUCUGAUUAGCCCAGAAAACUCACGCUAUUCCCCUCAACCAAUCAAAUAAAAGACCAUAACUAAGCACGACAUGGUCACUCGCGUUUUUUUUUUUUUAAUUGUUAUUUUUUUUUAACUUGUUACCUAAAAUUUUCUAAAUGUUUCUUUGACCUUUGCUGUGAAAUAUGGUUUUUCAUCUGUCAGGAAUCGCGUUGUAGCGGUGUUUGUCCAAGGUCCAGCCUGGCAGUUCAAAGGUUGGCCAUACAGCUCCCCUGUCGACAUCUUCAUCAAAAGUAUGUGGAAAUGUUGGAUUGCAACUAGAAGCCUGUCCAUUUUAUUUUCAGUCCUUAUUGUAAUUGAGCUUUCGGGUUUCUUCACAUCGCAUCUAUACUUUUACUUUCCUGAACUUUCAUCUAAGCUUUCGUAGCUGGAAGUUUUUUGGCGCCACAACCUCAGUUUUUGUUCGCCAUCUUCGAAUUGAAGGCCACACCGAAUCAAUAAAUUGCAUCGUUCAUUCGAGGAUUUUAAGAAGGAAAAAAUCAAAUGCGGUACAACUCGGGAACCUACGCCAUCAGUGGAACGUUUUUCUAAAAAGUGGCAUUAGGACUUAAAUCAAUUCUCUGUUACACCUAAUAUUUACAAAUGAUAUACCGUAAUUGAUACCAGCGACUGAAGAAAUUUGAUUUUAAGAAAAACAACGCAUCGAAAACGCAAAAAUAUAAAGUAAAUUAGUAUGUAAAGUAAAUGCGAGCCACGAUCGACUGUUCCUUCCAAUUUCGAACUAUUCACUUUAUUGAAGAGGGAUGCUUCUUGUCUUACAGCUAAAGGUUUCUACCUCAAGUACGACGAGAUGAAAACAGAUCCCAACGUGCAGAAGUGGGACGUACAUAUCCUCACUGUAAGUAUUGGUUUUUUUUCUCUUUCAAUUCCAAAAUAGAAGAAAAAGAUUAAAAAUAGUUUUUAAUUUGCUUUCAGAUCAGCCGAAAUAAAAGACAUCUAGACAAAGCUUCCAUCAUCAGAUUCUGGGAAAUUCUUGAUAAGUAAGUGCACUGAUUGCUUUUAACCGUUUGAGCCCUAAAUUUGAUCAGCAUCUAAUUUCUCCUUACAGUAUCAUCCCUGAAUCACACAUCAAGGUCACGAGAUUAAAGGAAAUGAUCACCAACCGAAGAAGCUCUUGAUUGUUAAACAAAUUCUCCUUGUCAGCACCCUACAAAUGUAUAGAGAACAGUAUAGAGAAUAUGCAUACUGUUGUUAAGGUGUAAAGGGUUAAUUGCAGCAGAUUUUGCUUAUACUCGAUGCGUUCCUACGUCGAUUCGUACUUAUUAUUUUUACAUUUUAUUGAUAGAGGAACUUUUAUCAAACCACGUGGCUUUUUUCUAUGAAUUCGGUGCUCGAACAACUCUGGUUGACAUUUACUUAGAUUUCCAUCGUAAACUUAAAUUACAUUUUUUCUCGGCAGGUUUAUGACAAAGAACAAACCACAUUUACGCUUCUAAACAUUCAAAACAAAUUCACUGACGGUGGAAUUUCAUGGCAGCGAGGAGCUGUUGAUAUCUUUUGUAUGGCAGACUGCUUUAUCAAUCAUGCAGCCAAAGUUUUGUAUCAAAACAUUAGUUCUGUGAAUUGAACAGUCAUUGGAACAGUCUACUGCAGUUUUGCCCAGAUUUCAAAUACCUGGUGGACUCAGUUUUUGAAUCUUAUGAUUGCGCGGUUGCAUUUCGUAUAUCAGUAAUUAACCCCCAGCUUAAUGUAACUGUCGAGGAAUAAUUAUCGCCUUAAAAUUUCUCUUCGGAACAAUGUAACAUACAAUAAUUUACAGUAUGGUAAAUGGGAACCCUAAACAAUAUGUUUUAGAAAGAGUUCAACGUACAUUACUUUAGAUGUUUGAGGGAGAACAUGUUUCUAAGAGAAGAACUUGAUCCCUGUAAGUUUUCCUAUAAUGGCCGGGUUAUUUGACUCGUAUUCAUUGACGGUGGUUUGUUU
Molecule: messenger RNA, 9653 nt
Organism: Pocillopora meandrina
Lineage: Eukaryota; Metazoa; Cnidaria; Anthozoa; Scleractinia; Pocilloporidae
Source: the annotation of a GenBank genome assembly